AUGUCAUUUAAGAGCAAAUUAAAGGAGAUUAGGGAUGAUAUUACUACUACAUUUUCAAUGGGAAAGUUACAGAGGAACAGAGCAAAUCGUAGGGGGAGAGCUUAUAUUGCGCCUGAAUUAGGAGGUGGGUCUGAUUUGUCGAGUGAGUUGAUAGAAGUACAGAGUUUAUGGGCUAAUUUGCCACCAGAAUUGCUACACGAUGUGAUUCAGAGAGUUGAGGGUACUGAAACUUCAUGGCCUGGAAGAAGAGAUGUUGUUGCUUGUGCUUCAGUUUGUAAGUCUUGGAGAGAGAUUACUAAAGCUGUUGUUAAGACCCCAGAACAGUGUGGUUGCAUUACUUUUCCUAUCUCGCUAAAGCAGCCGGGGCCGAGAGAUGCUCCUAUUCAAUGCUUUAUUAAGAGGGAAAGGGCCACUUCCACUUAUCAUUUGUAUCUCGGUCUCAGUCCUGCUUUGUCAGGUGAUAUGAGUAAAUUAUUAUUAGCAGCAAAGAAGAUUAGGAAGACUACAAGCACAGAUUUUCGGAUAUCAUUUGUGGGAAGUGAUUUCUGUCAAACCAGCAAUACCUAUGUUGGAAAACUGAGGUCUAAUUUCCUGGGGACCAAGUUCACCAUUUACGACAGUCAGCCUCCAUGCCCAGCUAUGAAAUCCAAUUGUAAGCUCCAGCGUAAAGUCCGUUCCAUCCAAGUGUCUCCAGGGGUGCCUGCUAGAAAUUAUAAUGUGGCCACUGUAUCUUAUGAGCUCAAUGUCCUUCGUACCCGAGGUCCAAGGAGAAUGCAUUGCACCGUCCACUCGAUCCCUAUUUCUGCUAUCCAAGAAGGGGGACUAGCCCCUACUCCAUUGGAAUUCGAUGAUCCUGGUGAUGAGCAAUCUCCUCCAUUUUCUAUUUCAAUAGUAAAGCAACCACUUAUUGAUUUCAGCUCGACUAGCCUUGCCGACUCAUCCGAAUCAACUUGUAGCAAAAGGGAUCCCCUGGUUUUGAAAAAUAAAGCUCCUAGAUGGCACGAGCAGCUGCAGUGUUGGUGUCUAAAUUUCAAAGGGCGUGUUACAGUGGCCUCUGUGAAGAAUUUCCAGCUGGUGGCAGCUGUGGAGCCUUGCCAAAAUGUUCCAAUAGAAGAACAAGAAAAAGUUAUUCUGCAGUUUGGAAAGAUUGGGAAAGAUAUCUUCACCAUGGACUAUCGAUACCCCCUCUCUGCCUUCCAAGCUUUUGCAAUCUGCUUGAGUAGUUUUGACACUAAACCAGCUUGUGAAUGA
This is a messenger RNA of Dovyalis caffra, 1251 nucleotides long. Lineage: Eukaryota; Viridiplantae; Streptophyta; Magnoliopsida; Malpighiales; Salicaceae. The record is from the annotation of a GenBank genome assembly.